This is a messenger RNA of Salvia splendens (bonfire salvia), 2254 nucleotides long. RefSeq names its product dolichyl-diphosphooligosaccharide--protein glycosyltransferase subunit 1A-like. The transcript is spliced from 11 exons. NCBI's taxonomy places the organism in Eukaryota, Viridiplantae, Streptophyta, Magnoliopsida, Lamiales, Lamiaceae. The record is from RefSeq and is a predicted model, not a curated record. Bases 526 to 2058 code for a protein of 510 amino acids. Gene Ontology annotation, cellular component: oligosaccharyltransferase complex; membrane.
CCGGCGACGCUUUUUAGAGAGAGAAACUGCACAAAUGAAUCGACUCCACCGCGAUCUCUCUCUACUCUUCAUUUUCAGUUUUUUCACGCUUUUCUCUAAUGUCUGCUCCGAUCUCGUGAUUUCCAAAUUGGAUCGCCAGGGUUUUAGCUAUUGCUAUUGUUUCCCUUUUGAGAUUUGGUGUGCUUAAUGAGAAUUCAAGGAGGAUAUCAAAUGGAGAAUGCAGUGAUGUUGCUAGGAUAUAAAUAUGAAUUGAUGACUUGCAAUGUGAGCUGAAUGUAGAAAGAGUCAUGUUGAAUUUGACUGCCAAAUGAAUUUUAGAUCGAUUUAUCAUCACAGAUAGUUCGAUUCACUACAUCGCUCAAGCUAGAAAAUAAUGGCCCCGAAGCAGUAUCAAAGGUUUUGUUGCCCUACCCUGAAAAUCAAGCAAAGAACUUGGCUUUCCUGUUGGUGACAAUUACUGAAGGGAAAGGAAAAACGAAAACUGCUUCUGACAGGUUGCCUGUUGAUGUUAUACACCCUGAAGGAAUGCCCCCGUCAUUGACUUGGUAUGCUGUCUCUUUGCCUAAGGAACUGAGUAAAGGAGGAAGCUUGACUUUGGAGGUUAAAGCAGUAUUCACUCAUCUACUGACGCCGUUCCCCGAGAAGAUAUCUCAGGCUGAUGCUCAGCUAGUUGCCUUCCAAGAUAGUGCACAUUAUCUCUCUCCUUAUGCAGUGAAGGUCCAGUCACUCACUGUAAAAUUACCCGAACCAAAAGUUGAGUCUUAUACAAAAUUGGAGAAUACCAAGUUUUCUGGUUCAGAAAUAAAAUACGGUCCUUAUGAGAAUAUCGAUCCUUUCUCACUUCCAACAAUUAUAGUUCACUUUGCAAACAAUAAACCAUUUUCUGUUGCUCAAGAGUUAGUGCGUGAGAUUGAGGUUUCCCAUUGGGGAAAUGUGCAAGUCACAGAAAACUAUAAUCUCAUUCAUGCUGGUGCUGAGCUCAAGGGAGAGUUCUCAAGACUGGACUAUGAGGAACGACCCCAUGUUAGAGGGGCAUCAGCACUAAGAAGUCUUGUCGCUAGACUACCAGCAAGAGCGCAUUCUAUUUACUACAGGGAUGAGAUUGGGAACAUUUCUACUUCCAAUGUAUAUAGUGAUUCAGUAAAGACGCUUCUCGAAAUCAAGCCGCGGUACCCAAUGUUUGGUGGUUGGAGAACAGCUUUCACAAUUGGAUAUGGAUUGCCACUUCAAGAUUUCUUGUUCAAGUCAGAGGGAAAACGUCUUCUAGAUAUCACGUUUGGUUGCCCAAUGAAUGAUAUGGUCAUUGAAAAUAUCUACGUCAAGGUCGUUUUGCCAGAGGGGUCAAAGGAUAUUUCUGUUGUGGCUCCAUUUCCUAGCAAAGAGACUCGAGAGACAAAACUUUCACACCUCGACAUUGCUGGAAGACCAGUCAUUGUAUUGGAAAAAAAGAAUGUUGUCCCAGAACAUAAUAAAAAAUUCCAGGUUUACUACAGAUUCAGCAGUUUAUCUCUCCUCCGAGAGCCAUUGAUGCUGGUUUUUGGAUUUUUCCUCUUUUUUGUCGCAUGCAUAGCAUACGUGCAUGCAGACUUCACAGUCUCCAAGUCUUCAUCUUCUUAUAUAGCAAAACUUCAAUGGGAUGAGGUCCAAACUGCAACCCAGCAGUUCCAGAACAUCAUGAACCGUGUAUUGGUCAUUCACGACAAGCUAGAUGCCUCUCUGCGUGACCUUUCAAGGACAGGCGACGUGCAGGCUUGCAAAGCAGCACGCAAAACUGCAGACUCUUUUCUUAAGGAACUAACGAAGGAAUUGAAAUCCUUGUUGUCGUUCUUGCAAUCUUCUCCGCAGGCGCUUCAUAUAAUGCCCAAGGUGGACGAAUUGGUGGUGAAGGAGAAGGAGCUGCAAGAGAAGGUGAUGCUGAAACACUCCAUGGUCGUGGACUCUUACGAGAAGAAGUCCGGUGGUCGCGACAUCGACAACCGCGUCGCCGCGGUUCAGCAGAAAAUCACACUCUUGAGACAGGAAGUUGAUGAUCUUCUUGAAGUAAUCGACGAGAUAUAAUGUAGGAUGGAAAUAAGAUGAGAUUUUAACAAAAUAGGUGGUAGGCAUAUCAUUCUCAAUUUUUGCUUGAAUUUUGGGUUGAAAUUUUUGUUGCGACUUAGAAACUAGCUACAUUUAUUUGAAGUUAACAUAGGAGUAUAAAACAUGAAUUUGUGCGGCACUGCAAAUUUUAUAGAAUGUUCCACUAUUUAGAUUA